AUGUUCAGUUUUGAAGAAGAGGCUUCAUCAUCGGAUCAAAAGCAACCAACAACAUUGGCUCCUGGGAUUAGAAAUAAUCAAGAAGAAGAGGAAUUUACAAUCAAUCAAACACAACAACAAACUCAACAAAAACCACAACAAUAUACUCCGAUUGAAACAAUUGAUAUUAAUUAUGAAAAGUUAAAAGAUUGGCUGGUAGAUAGAAGCUUUCUUGCUUCCGAUUACGUAAAACCUUUGAAGCAAAUUAGAGCAUAUAUUAAACAUGCUUGGAAUGAGUUGAUAUCAAGACAUGAAGAGCUGAAGGACACACAAAAGGAGAAGGAACAACCAGUGGCUGAAUUAAUUGCAAAAAUCAAACAAGAAGCAAGAGAGUCCCAAGAACAAGAUGAGGUGUCUCGUAUUGAUUACUUUUUGACCAAACAAAUUGUACAGGUUUUGGAAAAGGCAGACGCCUCUGAAGGAAGUGGCUUUUUGUUUGGCUUGGUCGGAGGCUCUAAACGACUUAAAUUAUGGAAACAUGUAUUACAGUCAUACGAAAGCAAAUCCAUUCAUUUGGCUGAACUUUCUGGUUACAUGAUCCAAAAUGUAAAGUAUGAAUUACCUGCAGUAGCGAGCUCACUUUUGACAUUAAGAAAUCAAUUAGAAAGUCUUGAUAAGAAAGAGGAAGACUGGAAGAGAUCACUCGAGUUGACAAAAAGGGAAUUUGCAGAGGCUUGUGAAAAGCUUUCAAUUAACAAGGAAAAGGUGGACAGAGUUAUUGAAUUUGCCUCUUUGGGAAGUAGCGUCGGUAUUGACAUGGAAGAAGAAAUUAAGAAAGCAGUUUUUGAAUUACCAUCUCUAUACGAAAAAAUUAUUGACUCAUGCCGUGAUCCUGUAUUUAAGAAAGCUGUAGACUAUUAUGAACAAUUUACCCUAUUUAUUAACAAGCAAAACUGUUCUGAGCCACUUUUGAAUUUUAUCUUGUCCAAUAUGGACGCUCAGUACAGUGGAACCAUGCCAAGUUUGUCGCUUUAUGAUUGGAAGUCUUUUAACAAAGAAGAAUUACCAAAGUAUGACGAAGACAAAGUUCAAACCUUAAUUGGUAAGCUUUUAAAAGAAGAAGAAUCCAAGAAGCAGAAUGACGUUGAGAAAGAACCAGAAAUUGAUUUUGGCGAUUUUUCAACAGAUAAUACCAACUUGGAAAUUCAAUGGGACACCAACAUUGAAGAAAACAAAGAAGUUGAAAUCAAAUUUGAUGAUGUCGUUCAAGAGAAAGAGCUGGAAAUAGACUUUGGAGACUUUAGUACAGACCAAGGAUUUUCUAUGGAUGACACGACUACUAGUAUAUCACAAGUAUCUAAUAGUGACAAUGAAAAGAACAAUCAAGCAGUAGCAGAAAUGAAGAUGAGAUCUUUCCUUGAUUCAGAGGACAUACGAGCACGAUUUUCCAGUAACAUUUUCCAACUCUAUGCCUUCAUCCAACAAAGACUUGUUGAAACCUCUCGAAAUUCUACAUUGGAAGCAGACAUUUUCAGAAAUGCUCCUCAAGCGAUCAAAUCACUCUCGAGGGAUGAGUUGUCGCAAUUUAAAAAAGUAGUUGCCAACAUUAUUGCUACACUCAACAAUCCACACUUUAAACAACUUGUUCUCAUCAAGACUUCCAAGAAAUUUGUGGAACGUUUAGUGCAAUCAUUGACACAAAAGGUUGAAAUCAUGAGCAAAGUGAGAUCCAAUUUGGAAUCAGUGGAUUCUCAGCGCAUUUCUCUUAAUUCCUCAAUCAAAAAGCAACAACCUACUUUGGAAAAGCUGAAACGACAAACCAAAGAAUAUCAGCAAUAUGUUCAACAAACACUUUCAGAGAGAUUGGGAAAGAGAGUGCUCAUAUUCGGAGAAAUUAAUAAAAUUUAA
Messenger RNA from Naegleria lovaniensis, 1887 nucleotides. RefSeq lists its product as uncharacterized. Gene Ontology annotation, biological process: regulation of cyclin-dependent protein serine/threonine kinase activity; regulation of mitotic cell cycle. The transcript has a single exon. The record is from RefSeq and is a predicted model, not a curated record. The coding region runs from base 1 to 1887 and encodes 628 amino acids. Gene Ontology annotation, cellular component: endomembrane system. NCBI's taxonomy places the organism in Eukaryota, Heterolobosea, Eutetramitea, Acrasida, Naegleriidae.